AUGUCUGCUGCAGACACCUCCACUUACAUACCAGAGUUCGCCUCCCUCGUCCUGUAUUGUCGUGCCGAAGUAGCGGUCGUAGCGUUCCUCGUGUACGAGUAUGUCAUCACCCUCGACCAAGAACUGGCCCUUUUCUGGCGCCGCAAGAAGACUGGCGCGACAUGUUUGUUCCUUGCCAACCGCUAUCUAACGUUACUAUGCUUUGCAUGGCUCGGCUCCGCAACAUUUGCCACCAUGUCCGAUCAGAAGUUGCAGGUAGUCCAAUACACCAUCACUUCCUUUCAGUACCUACCCACUGCCGUGUUCUCUGGUCUACGUGCCCUCGCGCUCAGCGGAAUGAACUGGCCGCUCGGGGUUUGCGUAUCUGUCCUCGCCGCGAGCCCAUUCUUCGGGUCAAUGUGGGAGCUCUCCCUGGGAAUUACCGGGUCGAACCAGCCACCGUUCGGCUGUGGUGGAGGGAACAACACAACGCCUCGGCAGCAAUUAAUUCGUGAGCGCAGCGCAUGUAUCAUCACUGCGGACAUCAUCGUCAUCAUCGUGACAUGGUGGUACUCAUUCAAGACCCAUGGGACAUUCACAACGCGCCGCGACGGAACGCGUUCACACCUCGCGGAUAUCCUGUCCAUCAAUGGCGAGUGGACCAUAUACUUCUUGCUCUUCAUGGUGCUCAACACUGUCCAGCUAGCCUUCAAUCUUGUCUCCUCUGUCUACGCGCUGGAGAAUAUCGGCGUAGUUAUCUCCUUCGUGGCCCCCCUGCAGGCCGUCAUGACGUGCCGCUUCAUGAUCGCACUGCAGUCUGCGGAUCGGCGCGUCGUCGGUGGCGGGGCAGCUUCCGGAGCUAACGCAGAUGGGCAAGACACCGGCGCUGACGGCGUACACACGCUUCGGUUCGCGUCGCGCGUCGUAGGUUCCAUCGGCGGUGACAUAGGAGCUAGCUACCUCGGAACCGCGGACGAGUACGACGAAGAUCAGGUCGACGACGAGGAUGUACCCGAAGGGGUCCCAGAGUGUCUCGCGCAAGAACAACUUGAAGCAUACGCCGAAGACCGCGGCUCAGCGUGCUCGGGAGCAAAGGAUCAUAACCCACGAUCUCAUGUCGAUGUCUUGGAGGUUUGA
Trametes versicolor FP-101664 SS1 is the source of this 1116-nucleotide messenger RNA. RefSeq lists its product as uncharacterized. The transcript has 12 exons. The record is from RefSeq and is a predicted model, not a curated record. The coding region runs from base 1 to 1116 and encodes 371 amino acids. NCBI's taxonomy places the organism in Eukaryota, Fungi, Basidiomycota, Agaricomycetes, Polyporales, Polyporaceae.